UGAUUGUAAGGCAGGCUGAGGGAGAGGAGAGAGAGAGAGACUCAGGCCACCUGGAGCUACAAGCUCAUACAGAAGCACUCAGUCCAGGGGACGCCCCGAUCAGGUGACGGUGUCUUGGGAUUCGUCUCCCUGCUGCAGAACAAGCCAGAACAAGCCUGGAUCCCUCCCCGAGCCUGCAGCGAUCUGAACUGUACAGUGAACAGGCUGGUCUGUGCUCGUGGCUACCCCUUGGUCAUUCAUCCUGGCUUAGGCAGCUCAAUUGUACCCCGUGGAGGGGAAGGAGGUCAUGGAGGUUCCACUGGUCAACUUUGAGAACCUGGAUGACAUUGGAAUCAACCUGGGAGACCCUAGUGAUUCGGGAUAUCCCACUUCACCCACUUCAGAGGCACCGGAAGCGAACCAGAUGACACCUGGCAUGAAUUCACCGACACAUUCACCGCAGAGGCACAGACAGCAUGGGAACAUGCCCACUUCUCCCACGACACUCACAAAGAAAGGGACAUCAAGCUGCAACAGUCUCGUCUCUAACUGGAAGAUACUUAUGAACAGUGAAGGUAGUCCCGGUGAGGCUCUCUUGGGCAAGGUGGCUAAAGACUGUUGUGAGGACUUGUUUGGGGAAAAGCAGAAACUUGAGGAGGGUGACCAGAGGGUAGUCAUCAAUGUCUCAGGAAUGAUGUAUGAGACGACACUCAAAACCCUUAACCAGUUCCCUGACACCCUGCUCGGAGACCCUAAGAGGCGGAUAGACUAUUUUGACCCAAUGAAAAAUGAAUAUUUCUUUGACCGCAAUCGUCCCAGUUUUGAUGGAAUCCUGUACUUCUACCAGUCUGGGGGCAAGAUCCGGCGACCAGCAAAUGUGCCGUUGGAUGUUUUUGCGGAUGAGAUCGUGUUCUACAGGCUGGGCCACGAGGUGAUGGAGCAGUUCAGGGAGGACGAAGGUUUCAUCAGAGAACCUGAGCCUCAGCUACCGACAAGUGAGCUUCACCGUCAGUUCUGGCUGCUGUUUGAGUACCCAGAGAGCUCUAGUGCUGCCAGAUCUGUGGCAUUAGUGUCUGUUCUUGUUAUCACUAUUUCCAUUUGCAUCUUCUGCCUGGAGACUCUCCCAGAGUUCCGUGAUGAUCACGAAUUCACCCAUGAAAUUGUUAACUUGACCCGUGAUGCUAAUGGCACACUCUUGUCCCCAAGCCCUCUGCCCAAAAACCGGGAAUCAGUCUUCACAGACCCCUUCUUCGUAGUAGAAACCAUCUGUAUAAUCUGGUUCUGCUUCGAAGCAGGAGUGCGCUUUGUUGUGUGCCCCAGCAAAAGCGAAUUUUUCAGCAACAUCAUGAACAUGAUUGACAUUGUCUCCAUCAUGCCCUACUUCAUCACAGUGAUCACUGAGCUGAUGGCCACUCAAGGAGAUGAUGCAGCAGCUAACCAGAACAUGUCCCUUGCCACGCUUCGAGUCAUCAGACUGGUGAGGGUCUUUAGGAUCUUUAAGCUCUCACGUCACUCCAAAGGACUUCAGAUUCUGGGCCAGACCCUGAAGGCCAGCAUGAGAGAGCUCGGCUUGCUCAUCUUCUUCCUUUUCAUUGGAGUCAUCCUCUUCUCCAGUGCCAUUUACUUUGCUGAGGUUGACGAACCUGAAACGCAAUUUGUGAGCAUCCCAGAGGGUUUCUGGUGGGCUGUGGUCACCAUGACGACAGUUGGCUAUGGUGACAUGUGUCCAGUCACCUUGGGGGGUAAGAUGGUGGGCAUCCUCUGUGCCAUCGCUGGAGUGCUGACCAUUGCUCUUCCUGUUCCUGUUAUUGUUUCCAACUUCAACUAUUUCUACCACCGUGAAACAGAGCAGGCAGAGAAGCAUGUCAUGGAUGCAGCUGCAGAGGCGGCUGCAAACCAGAAAAAUUCUGAUGAGAAAUAUGAGAGCACCUACUCUCUGGACAAGAGCAAUGGGAAUUGGCAGAUGGAAAAAAAUGGCAUUCCUUGA
Molecule: messenger RNA, 1966 nt
Organism: Colossoma macropomum (tambaqui)
Lineage: Eukaryota; Metazoa; Chordata; Actinopteri; Characiformes; Serrasalmidae
Product: potassium voltage-gated channel subfamily A member 10
Exons: 2
Coding region: 287-1966 (559 amino acids)
Biological process (GO): potassium ion transmembrane transport; protein homooligomerization
Cellular component (GO): membrane; voltage-gated potassium channel complex
Molecular function (GO): protein binding; delayed rectifier potassium channel activity
Source: RefSeq, a predicted model, not a curated record